UAGCAGUUUCUGGGUUGGAGAGAAAGAGGGGAGUCGGUUAACCUUGGGGCCAUUGGCACCACAGUUCUAUACCUCUCCACCUCCCACUCGUUCACUUGCGCUCAAGAUGGCUUUGAGACUCGCUGGAUUCGCCAAACUCUCGCAGGUCGGCGUCCGCCUGCAGAGCACAGCCGCCGCACCAACCACCAAAUUGUUCAUAAAUGGCCAGUUUGUUGAGUCCAAGACCAAGUCGUGGGUCGACCUGCACAAUCCAGCGACCAAUGAGGUGAUCACAAGAGUGCCCAACUCGACUCAGGAUGAAAUGCAAGCUGCCGUGGACGCGGCCAAGGAAGCCUACAAGACGUGGUCCAAGACCUCCAUCCUGACGCGCCAGCAGGUCAUGUUCAAGUACCAGGACAUCAUCAGAAAGAACAUGAAAGAGUUGGCUGAAAGCGUCACUGUGGAGCAAGGAAAGACCUUGGUGGACGCUGAAGGCGAUGUCUUGCGCGGCCUACAGGUUGUCGAACACUGCUGCAGCAUCACCUCUCUGCAGCUGGGCGAGUCUCUAAAUGGAAUCGCGCGUGACAUGGACACCCACUCUUACCGCACUCCACUCGGCGUUACCGCUGGCAUCGCUCCCUUUAACUUCCCUGCUAUGAUUCCUCUUUGGAUGUACCCAACUGCCAUUGUGUGUGGUAACACUUUUGUGAUGAAGCCCUCUGAGAGGGUUCCUGGCGCUUGCAUGAUGCUGGUGCAGAUGCUCAAGGACGCUGGCUGUCCUGACGGCGUGGUCAACGUUAUCCAUGGCACCCAUGACUCAGUCAAUUUCAUCUGCGAUAAUCCUGACAUCAAGGCCAUUUCCUUUGUUGGAUCUGACCAAGCCGGCAAGUACAUCUACGAGCGUGGGUCAAAGAACGGCAAGCGCGUGCAGAGCAACAUGGGUGCCAAGAAUCACGGUGUGGUGAUGCCUGACGCCAACAAGGAGAACACAUUGAACCAGCUGUCGGGUGCCGCCUUUGGAGCUGCUGGGCAGCGCUGCAUGGCCCUCAGCACUGCUGUCUUUGUCGGCGAAGCAAACAACUGGCUGCCGGAGCUGGUCGAGCGCGCCAAGAAACUCAAAGUCAACGCAGGACAUGUUCCCGGAACGGACAUCGGACCUGUCAUCUCCCCCCAGGCCAAGCAGAGAAUUAAUGGACUCAUCCAGUCGGGCGUGGAUGAAGGCGCUAAACUGAUUCUAGACGGCAGGAACCUUGUGGUUCCAGGAUACGAAAAAGGCAACUUUGUUGGACCCACCAUCCUCACCGGUGUCACACCGAAGAUGAAAUGCUACACAGAGGAGAUCUUUGGCCCUGUGCUGGUUUGUCUGAGCGUGGACACCCUGGACGAGGCUAUCAACCUGAUCAACAGCAACCCUUACGGCAACGGCACAGCCAUCUUCACCACCAACGGCGCCACUGCUCGCAAAUUCACUCAGGAAAUCGACGUUGGCCAGGUGGGCGUGAAUGUGCCCAUCCCUGUGCCCCUGCCCAUGUUCUCCUUCACUGGAUCAAGAGGGUCCUUCCUUGGUGAUUGCCACUUCUAUGGCAAGAUGGGUAUUAACUUCUACACGGAUGUGAAGACAGUGACCCAGUUGUGGCGCGAGAGCGACGUGACCCACACCCAGGCAGCCGUGGCUAUGCCAGUUAUGCAGUGAAUUUGAGUGAAUCGAUCUGAUCAGUGUGCCAUGCUCACUCUAAUUUUGCGCACAGGGACUAGAGUUGAAUCAAACACACAACAGUUGUUGCCAUAUAUUAAAAGAAUCAAUAAAUUGGAAAAAUGUAACACGAUUUACAGCUGGACUGCAGGUCCCAAGUCUUCCAAGAAAAUAAAGAUUUAUAAAUAUUUUUGUUAACUGAAA
Molecule: messenger RNA, 1876 nt
Organism: Cloeon dipterum
Lineage: Eukaryota; Metazoa; Arthropoda; Insecta; Ephemeroptera; Baetidae
Product: probable methylmalonate-semialdehyde/malonate-semialdehyde dehydrogenase [acylating], mitochondrial
Exons: 10
Coding region: 107-1672 (521 amino acids)
Biological process (GO): L-valine catabolic process; thymine catabolic process
Cellular component (GO): mitochondrion
Molecular function (GO): methylmalonate-semialdehyde dehydrogenase (acylating, NAD+) activity; malonate-semialdehyde dehydrogenase (acetylating, [NAD(P)+]) activity
Source: RefSeq, a predicted model, not a curated record